Molecule: messenger RNA, 2848 nt
Organism: Episyrphus balteatus (marmalade hoverfly)
Lineage: Eukaryota; Metazoa; Arthropoda; Insecta; Diptera; Syrphidae
Exons: 2
Coding region: 1293-2291 (332 amino acids)
Source: RefSeq, a predicted model, not a curated record
AAGCCAGCAGUUCAUUGCGAACGUGAGAACCGUAAGCUCCUGAGCUCAGCACGCGACACAAUACUUUUAUAUUAGGUAUACAUACCAUUAACAUAUUUUCACGGUUUUUUUUUUUAUAUUAUUUUUUCUACAUAAAAAAUUUUUUUUAUCAAAAAAAAAAAAUUUUUUUUAAUUCGCUACCAACUAAGAGAAGUUGCAAUUUUUUUUUGUUAAAAUCUUCUUGUACCUUAUCCAUAUAAAAAAAAAUUUAUAUUGAUAUUCAUGAAUUGUUGAACAUUGCUUCUCUGUGAGAUAAAAGAAAAAAAAACGAAUGAAAUAAAGAACAAAGUGCUGCCUGCUUGUGGAACUUACAAAAAAUCUAUCUCAUAUGUUCUCACAUUAAUUUCUCUCAAAUUCAUUAAGAAAGAAAGAAAGAAAUCAUAUAUACACUUUGAUUAGAUAAAUUAUUAUUCACAGCUGAUUUGUACAUGCAAAUUUAUAUUAUGAACUCAUUGAAGUGGUGAUGAAAGUGAAGUGAAUAUAGGAAAAUUGUUACAACAAAAAGAAAAAAAAAACUAACACGGUGCAAACAAAGGAGUACGUGCACAACUACUUUCGUUACCUACCUACCCCCACUCUCUCAACAAAACACAGGGUAAAAGUGAGUAAGUGUGUCGUUGUCGUCGGAGACUAAUUAUUUUUUAUCAAAGAACAAAAUAUUGUAUAGUUGUCCUCCCAAUGGAAUAGAACAUACUUACACAAAAAAAAAAAAUUAACAAUUCCAAUGAAAGUGCAAAAAAGUAUUUCAACUUAAUUAAAAAAAAAAAAUUCAAAGAAGAAAAUAAUAAUUAUGUUGUGUGGACUACUACUAUAAAAAAAAAAUCAUUUGUAGUUCACCGUCACUGUUCACGUUCACCUAUAUGAGAAUAAAGUACCUUACAUAUGUAUGUAAAAAUAUAACAUUACUUUUUCUCUCUGGCUAUAGUGUAUUUUCCAUUAAAUAAUCAGCAGAAAAACAAGAGAGACUCGUUUUGUGUGUUGUUGUUGUUCUUGUUCGUUUUGUGAAAGAGAGUCUGCGAGAGUUGCCACUACCAUUCGACUCUUAAUAGUACUAUAUUUCAAGUGUCUUUUAAAAAACAGCAGUGAACUGAACAAAGAGCUUGAGUCUUGUGUAUCAUACAAAGAUACAACAAAAUACAAACAUACACAAAUAAAAAUAAUUAAUUAAUAUACAAAAAAUACAAUAACAAAAAACAAUACAAAUAUCAAAAAAUUUUGAUACAAGAGUAAAAAAAAAAAAACAAGGGCAAACAAUGACCUUGCCAACAACAAUUCCAAUAAACGACACUGACGACGAUUCUGAUAUGUUCGGACCCCCCAGGUCAUCGCCACCUAUUGGCUUCCAUCAUCAUCGAUCACGCGUCCCAAUGAUCUCUCCAAAACUUCGACAACGUGAGGAACGGAAACGCAUACUUCAAUUAUGCGCUCACAAACUCGAAAGGAUAAAGGACUCUGAGACAAAUUUGCGCCGUAGUGUGUGUAUUAAUAAUACAUAUUCGAGGCUCAACGAUGAGUUGCGUCGGGAGAAACAGUCUCGUUACAUAGCUAAUUUACCAAAAUCUGAACCUAAGCCCGAGUCAGCUCGCAAAAAUGUCUUCGGCUCGCAUAGCAAUAAUUGUGGUAUCGAAUGUUCCGAAAACUCAUCAAAUGAAUCUAGUACUAAUUCAACAGCCCUCACCUCAUCAAUUCCAACUGCAACACAACCUCAUAACUUAACUGCAAUGACCAAUGCAUCAGGAUGCAGUCACAACAAACACAACAACUCAUCUUUAUUGUGUACAGAAAAACGCAAACGUUCAUUAUCUAGCAAUAGUGUUGAUGCUGAUUUGGAAAAGCUCGACCGUGAACUAAGUGCUAUUAAUGCUUCAAUGCCUCUUAUAGAUCCAGAAAUUACUCAAGGUGCCGAACAACUUGAAAAGGCCAUGUCAUCACGCAAACGUUUACGCAGCGAAGAUGAAAGUGACCGUUUGGUUCGUGAAGCCCUUUCACAAUUUUACAUCCCACCACAAAGACUUAUAUCAGCUCUGGACGAUUGCCCUUUAGAUAGUAAGAGAAUUAAAUUAGCUGGCGAUAUAGAACUCGAUUUGGCUCAUGAAAUGAAUCAAACACAAAAAGAAUUUGAAGUUAUUAUGGAUGCACUGCGAUUCGGUUCACCAUCAAGUCAGACUGGCAAUGAUUCCUGUGGACAGGCAGCCAUGAUGAGUGAAACGGGUUUGUUUCAUAACUUAGUUGUGACAUCAUUGGAGACGUGAAAAUAUCAGUAAAGAGAAUUAAAGUCUUCGAUCUAGAAAAUGUUGCUCCAGAACUAAAUAAAAAAUAUGAUGUAUUUCAGUUUUGUAUUCCUUAAUUUGUAUAGAAUUUGAAAUCAAAAAAAUACAAAUAGAUUUUACACGACGUGAUACUAGUCAUCACUUUUUUUGUCAAUAUUCUCAUCGUGUAAAAUACUCCAAGUAUUCCAAAAUUCCAUUAAAACAAAAAAAAAAAAACAAAAAUUGUACAGGCCAAGUUUUCCUAAUUUUUUUGCUAUUGCAAGUACAGCUAAUAGUAUUCCUUUCUCUUAUUAUAGUUUCCAUGCAAAGUAGGCAAACAUCAAACAAAACAAAUAACAAAAAAACAUUUAUGUUUUGCAAAAAUGUAAUUUGAUUUAUCAAUAUUAGAUUAUUCGUAGAAGAGCUGUGAUAUAAUUCAGUAAGACAAAAACAAAUAUCCAAAAAAUACAGAAAUGGCUAAUACUGCUUGAAUAAAAAUUACACAAAAAAUUAAAAGUAAAUAUUUAUAUUACCUAAAAAUACCUAAUAGUAAAAGGUUU